AUGGCUUCAACCAUGGCACGCGCUAAGGGACCUGCCGUGGGGACCAAGAAGAAGUCGUCGACAGCUGUCAGUGCCCUUCCGAAGAUACACGGCGGCUAUGCCACUGUCGGAACAGUACCUUCCUCUUUUUCUCCACGUGCGAGCGACACCGGGCGGGCGUCCCUUACGUGGGUGUCUGCACCUUUGACUGUGAUGCCAGCUACCGGCGCGGAUGUUAUUAGCAGUGCGGCAUCUCCACUGCGGAAGGCCACAGGCUCGGUUGCCAGUAGUGGCGGGGCGGCGGGCGCGAAGAAGAGUUUCUCUACUGCUCCACGGCCUCCCUUGUCGAAGCCUGCACGUGGCGGCAGUCGCAGAGGAGGCAAGGGCAGCGCAGUGGAUGGUGGGUCGAAGCGUGGCGGCGAAUCACGUGGCACCUCUGUAACUUCGGGAAGAACACGGUCUACAUCCAGGGCACCUCGCUCCACUACCUCGCGUGGUCGCGGCCGUGGUCGCGGUCGAGGCGGACGUGGCAAGCGCGGCGGAAGCAGUGCGCGACAGCAGCACCAGCUACAGGUUAUUGCCGCUUCCAUAGAAGCUCUGAAGGAGCAAGAACAGGCGCUGCGACACGGCGUAGAGGUGGAGGAGGAGCUGGAGCUCGAAAGCUACAGCCCCAUCUACAACGUGCUACUGAUGGAGAUGGUGCGGGGCCAGGUGGAGCAGGUGAACUGUCGCCAGCGAAAGCUAAAUGAAAUGCUGGAGAGCCUCAAGGCAGAAGGGUUGCUUGGCGGCGGUGGCACUGGGCUGUGCGACGAGCAGCAUGUGGAGACCCUCGUGGAGCGGUUGCGCGCACGCCUGCAUAGUGACGCAGCCUCGGAGCUGGAAGUACUCAAAACGAAGAACAGUAACAUCCAGCAUAGCCUCGACGAAGUCACACUAGCCAUGGAGAAGAAAAAUAGCGAGAUGGAAGUGCUUCGUGCCAACUACGCACGCAAGCUGGCUCGGAACGAUGUAGAGAACGACACAAUGCGGGCGAAAGUGCAGGCCGCAUUACACGCCUCCACCCUUGAUGUGGAGCGCAUUAAGCGGGAGCUGGGCCGCCGUAUCGACAUCGCCUGCUCCUCCAUCCGCACACCACACUACAAUACCUCGAUGGAGGCGAUACGAGAGCUGGUGCAGCAGGCGCAGGAGGAGGUGCAGCGGCACCACGAUGAGCUGACAAAGCUGGUGGUCUCCAUUGGCGCCAAGGAGACCUUCAUCAAGAACGAGGCUGACACAAUGCACUCGAACCUACCUUCACAGUACCGAAGCGAACUGCGAAAGAUGGAGAAGGACCAGCUGCUGAACAUCCUGGACGUGCUGAGCUUUCAAGAGGGCGUUGUUGAUACUGUCGGCAAGGCAAUCUACAUCAUUACUGAGUCACAACACAAGACAGCUGUUGUGUAG
Molecule: messenger RNA, 1422 nt
Organism: Leishmania braziliensis MHOM/BR/75/M2904
Lineage: Eukaryota; Euglenozoa; Kinetoplastea; Trypanosomatida; Trypanosomatidae
Exons: 1
Coding region: 1-1422 (473 amino acids)
Source: RefSeq, a predicted model, not a curated record